Messenger RNA from Athalia rosae (coleseed sawfly), 992 nucleotides. RefSeq names its product glutamate--cysteine ligase regulatory subunit (gene Gclm). Bases 137 to 874 code for a protein of 245 amino acids. Gene Ontology annotation, molecular function: glutamate-cysteine ligase catalytic subunit binding; enzyme regulator activity. Gene Ontology annotation, biological process: glutathione biosynthetic process. The transcript has 6 exons. NCBI's taxonomy places the organism in Eukaryota, Metazoa, Arthropoda, Insecta, Hymenoptera, Athaliidae. The record is from RefSeq and is a predicted model, not a curated record. Gene Ontology annotation, cellular component: glutamate-cysteine ligase complex.
AUAGUUACAUCUGCGUUGCAUCUCACAUCGUAACGUGAGUGAGUCGAACGUCAAGUGCAAUUUUUUUUUUAUACCUUAAAAUCAAAUACGCGUUAACAGGAAAUAAUCAUAUAAUCCACAUCCCAAUCCAUCUAUCAUGUUAUCUCAUAAUAUACUAAUCAACACAGGUAACAUUCUUUCCUUAAACGAGGUGAAGAAAAAGGCAGGACUGAACCCCAGUGAUGAGCUUAUCGAGACACUGAAAAUCACCUUGAAAGAUCAUGAAAGCCCUGAUGACGCAUCAAGAAAUAUAAAUGGCCAACAUGAUGUAAGCGUGAAGGAUGUUGAACGAAUAGGUUUGAAAAUAGCUGUCAAAGUUUUCAUUUCAUGCCCCAAAAGUGAAUCCCUAAAGGCAGCUCUAGACCAAGUUUUUGAUGUCCUGCAGACCAAUUUUAUCGAUUCACUGGUAAUAGCGUAUAACAAUACAAGUACAGACGAUGCCCUUGCAUCACUACAGUCGCUCUGGACCAUAGUUGAAGAAUACGUCAAACUUGGCAAGUUAUCCUCAGUUGGAGUCAGUGAUGUUGAUACCGAGGUCUUUAUACAACUGUUUCAGUGGGCAAACACAAAACCCAAUAUUGUACAAAUAAACUUGGCUACUUGUUGUGUCGUACCACCUGCGUUACAAGAAUUCACAAAAGAAAAUGAGGUCCAACUACUAACCCACAGUGACCCAAGUCAAAUCUUACCCCAAAAUGUUGUAGACGAUAUUUUUGGCGAGGGUGUUCACGUUAAUUGGCUGACGCGAUAUCAAGUCCAUGUAAAAUGUCGAGGCGUUCUUUCGACAAAGGGGUAUCUCGUGUACAUCAAUAAAACAUCGCCUCCGAAAAACUGAUUUUUCUCAGGUUCGUUCGGGAUUCGCCUAAAUAGUUUUAAGUUAUGCGGAAAUAUGUACAAUAAAUAUUAAUAAUGUCAAUGAAAAUAGUUGCCUGAAAUUAAACAUCGAAUUUUAA